CAAUAAUGAAGCCCCCCAGUGUAAAAUUUCCUGUCAUCAAACUCUGUGUUCUACUUUUCCUUGUCAUCUUGUAUGCCGAGAGUUUCAACUUAUUUUUUUCCAGUUCAAUUUCCAAUCUCAAACCUUAUUCUACAAACAGUACCAAGCCUAAAUCCAAUGAUAAAAAGACAGAAGAGAUGGGUCCUAUUCCUAAUGCUGCAUGGUUUAACGAUGGAUUUGUUUAUGAGCCUGAGGAGUGCGAUUUUAGGAAUGGAAAAUGGGUGUUUAACAGUUCAAUAAAGCCUUUGUAUUCAGACAAGAGUUGCCCUUAUAUAAGUAGGCCUUAUUCUUGUGUGAAGAAUGGGAGGGUAGAUUCUGACUAUCAAUAUUGGGAAUGGCAGCCAGAAGAUUGCACCUUGCCCAAGUUUAAUCCAGAGUUAGCUCUGAAGAAGCUUAAAGGAAAGAGGCUGCUAUUCGUAGGGGAUUCACUGCAAAAAAGCCAAUGGGAAUCCUUUGUGUGUAUGGUUGAAUGGAUCAUACCCGAAAAGCAGAAGUCAAUGAAACGAGGGACUCAUUCAGUCUUCAAAGCCAAGGAAUACAAUGCAACCAUAGAAUUCUAUUGGGCACCAAUGCUUGUGGAAUCCAACACUGAGUUCUUUACCAUAAGGGACCCCAAGAAGCAGAUAGUGAAAGUAGAUUCGAUCAUGGAUCGUGGCAGAAAUUGGACAGGGGUGGAUAUCCUUGUUUUCAAUACCUAUAUAUGGUGGAUGAGUGAUAUUAGGGUUAAAGCACUAUGGGGUUCAUUUGGCAAUGGAGAAGAAGGGUAUGAAGAAUUGGAGAAUCAAAUUGCUUACAACUUAGGUCUAAGGACAUGGGCCAACUGGGUUGACUCAACUGUUGAUCCAAACAAAACCAGAGUUUUCUUCACAACCAUGUCCCCAACACACACAAGAAGUGCAGACUGGGGCAAGAAAGAUGGUGUGAAAUGUUUCAAUGAGACAAAGCCAAUAGGGAAAAGGAAGCAUUGGGGAAGUGGAUCUAGCAAGGAGAUGAUGAGGGUGAUGGAAAAAGUGGUGAAGAGAAUGAAAGUGGCAGUGACAUUCAUCAACAUAACACAGAUCUCAGACUACAGAAUUGAUGCUCAUUCCUCUGUUUAUACUGAAACUGGAGGAAAAUUAUUGACUGAGGAGGAAAAGGCAAAUCCAACAAAUGCAGAUUGCAUUCAUUGGUGUUUGCCAGGUCUUCCAGAUACUUGGAAUCAAAUAUUUUUGGCAAUGUUGUAACAAAUAACUUCAACUCUAUUAUGCACAUGCAUGCAUGCAUUUUCUUUUCUUCUCAUAUGAAAACGUCUUCUACUAGUAUGGGAAAUUGG
This is a messenger RNA of Vigna angularis (adzuki bean), 1351 nucleotides long. RefSeq names its product protein trichome birefringence-like 3. The transcript is spliced from 6 exons. The record is from RefSeq and is a predicted model, not a curated record. The coding region runs from base 6 to 1262 and encodes 418 amino acids. Gene Ontology annotation, molecular function: O-acetyltransferase activity. Gene Ontology annotation, cellular component: Golgi apparatus. Lineage: Eukaryota; Viridiplantae; Streptophyta; Magnoliopsida; Fabales; Fabaceae.